Messenger RNA from Xylaria bambusicola, 3165 nucleotides. Its product is annotated as ABC transporter. Bases 1 to 3165 code for a protein of 1054 amino acids. The record is from RefSeq and is a predicted model, not a curated record. The transcript has 3 exons. NCBI's taxonomy places the organism in Eukaryota, Fungi, Ascomycota, Sordariomycetes, Xylariales, Xylariaceae. Gene Ontology annotation, molecular function: ATP hydrolysis activity; translation elongation factor activity; ATP binding.
AUGCCUUCUGAGAACGCUCAAUCUGCCAAGGUCCUCGAUGACCUAAUGGCCAAGCUCACCAUCUCCAAGGACGCCGCUGCCACCAAGGAUGCUUCGGCUGCCCUCGCCUCUUUCAUUAACGGCCCUAUCGAGGACCAAGAGGCCCCCACAAAAACGGUUGAGGCUUUGAAGAAGGCCAUCACCAACAAGAAGGAUGCCGCUCUUCGUGAGAAGGCUGCUGAGGCCAUCCAGGCUAUUGCCCAGCACUCUGAGGUCUCCGCCAACGUUGAGCCUUACCUCGUCGUUCUCCUUCCCUUCGCUUUGGCCGCUAUCGGCGACAAGAUCACCGCCGUCAAGAGUGCUGCCACCGCUGCAGUGAACGCCAUCGUUGAGGCCAUCAACCCCAAUGCCGUCAAGGCCAUCCUCCCUCACAUCACCAACUCCAUCCUGACCGCCCAGAAAUGGCCCGAGAAGAUGGCUGGUCUUGAUGCUAUCGAGACUCUCGUCCGCACCGCCCCUGCCCAGCUUGCCUACCGUGUUCCUCAGCUGAUCCCUGUCAUCUCGGAGUCCAUGUGGGAUACCAAGAAGGAGGUCAAGGACCGUGCUUACAAGGUCAUGGAGAAAAUCUGCGAGUUGAUUGUCAACCGAGAUAUCGAGCGUUUCAUUCCUGAGCUCAUCAAGUGUAUUGCCAAGCCCGAGAACGUCCCUGAGACAGUUCACUUGCUCGGUGCCACAACCUUCGUCACAGAAGUUCACGAGCCUACUCUUGCACUCAUGGUACCCCUUCUUGACCGUGGUCUCUCCGAACGUGAGACUGCCAUUAAGCGUAAGGCUGCCGUCAUCGUUGACAACAUGUGUAAGCUCGUCGACGACCCCAGCAUCGUCGCUCCUUUCUUGCCCAAGAUGAUGCCAGGUCUUACUAAGAACUAUGAGACUUUGGCCGACCCCGAAGCCCGUGAGAAGACCAAGCAGGCCCUUGAUACUCUGGUCCGUGUUGGUGACAUCAAGGAUGGCAAGAUCCCCGAGGUUCGCCACGAUGGUGAUAUUGACACCGUUGUUGCCCACCUCAAGGCUGCUGUCCCCGCCAAGCACUCUGCUGUCUUGGAGAAGCUCGGUCCCGUCGUCGAGUACGCCGGUGCUAUUGGUGGUCAGCUCGUCGAUGAGAAGGAGACUGAGUCGGCUGUCUGGGCUGGUGCUGUCAAGCCCUUCGUGACUGUCCUCGUCGGCGAUGCUGAUGCUGACGCUGUCGUUGAGACUCUCCGAAAGCGCGCCUCUCCUGGUAUCGAGGAGGAUGCUCGCGAGGAGGACGAGGAUGACGAUGGUGAAGAUCUCUGCAACUGUACCUUCUCUCUCGCUUACGGUGCCAAGAUCCUGCUCAACCAGACACAUCUGCGACUUAAGCGUGGCCGUCGGUACGGUCUUUGCGGUCCCAACGGUUCCGGAAAGUCAACUCUUAUGCGCGCUAUCAACAACGAACAGGUCGAGGGUUUCCCUAAGCAGAGCGAAGUCAAGACUGUCUUCGUUGAGCACGACCUUGACUCUGCCGAUACUGAAAUGACUACCAUUGACUGGACGAUGAAGAAACUUGCUGAGGCUGGCGUCACAUCUACCAAGGAAGAGGUCGAGGCUCGUCUUAUUGAGUUCGGUUUCACUGAGGCCAUGAUUGCGGGUGAAAUCACUGCCCUUUCUGGUGGUUGGAAGAUGAAGCUGGCUCUGUGCCGUGCUGUCUUCGAGGCUCCCGAUAUCCUGCUUCUUGACGAGCCCACCAACCAUCUCGACGUGAAGAACGUCAAGUGGCUCGAGGAUUACCUAAUCAACUCUCCCUGCACAUCCAUCAUUGUCUCGCACGAUAGUGGCUUCUUGGACAACGUCACUCAGUACAUCAUCCACUACGAGCGCUUCAAGCUCAAGAAGUACAAGGGUAACUUGAAGGAGUUCGUCCGCAAGAACCCUCACGCCAAGUCAUACUACGAGUUGGGCGAGUCUGAGAUCGAGUUCACAUUCCCCGAGCCUGGUUUCCUUGAGGGUGUCAAGACCAAGGCCAAGGCCAUUUUGCGUGCUACCAAGAUGAGCUUCCAGUACCCUGGUACACCCAAGCCCCAGAUUACCGAUAUCACCUUCCAGUGCUCUCUCGGCUCUCGUAUUGCUGUCAUCGGUCCCAACGGUGCUGGCAAGUCGACCCUGAUCAACGUGCUCACUGGUGAGCUCAUCCCCACCGCUGGUGAGAUCUACCAACACGAGAACAUCCGUAUCGCCUACAUCAAGCAACACGCUUUCGCUCACAUCGAUAACCAUCUCGACAAGACACCUUCCGAAUACAUCCAAUGGCGUUUCCAGACUGGUGAGGAUCGUGAGACCAUGGACCGUGCCAACAAGAUCAUCACUGAGGAUGACGAGAAGGCUAUGGACAAGAUCUUCAGGGUUGAGGGUUCUCAGCGACGUGUCAUCGGCAUCAACAGCCGAAGGAAGUUCAAGAACAGCUACGAGUACGAGUGUUCAUUCGCCCUUGGUGAGAACGUUGGUAUGAAGAAUGAGAGAUGGGUGCCCAUGAUGACUGCCGACAACGCCUGGCUUCCUCGAAGCGAGCUUCUCGCUUCUCACCAGAAGAUGGUUGCUGACGUCGAUAUGAAGGAGGCCUUGGCCUCUGGUCAAUUCCGCCCUCUGGUCCGUAAGGAGAUUGAGUCGCACUGUGCCAACUUCGGUCUUGAUGCCGAAUUGGUAUCUCACUCUCGCAUGAAGGGUCUGUCUGGUGGUCAGCGUGUCAAGGUUGUGCUCUCUGCCUGCUCAUGGCAACGCCCUCACUUGAUCGUUCUUGACGAGCCCACCAACUAUCUUGACCGUGACUCUCUCGGUGCCCUGUCCAAGGCCUUGAAGAAGUUCGAGGGUGGUGUUAUCAUCAUUACUCACAGCGCUGAGUUCACCAAGGACUUGACUGAGGAGGUCUGGGCUGUCAUGGACGGCAAGAUGACUCCCUCAGGUCACAACUGGGUGCAAGGCCAGGGUUCCGGCCCCAGGCUAAAGGCUGACGAGGGUGAUGAGGAGGACAAGUUCGAUGCCAUGGGUAACAAGAUCGUGACAACCAAGAAGAAGGCCAAGUUGACUAGCUCCGAGGCCCGCAAGAAGAAGAAGGAGCGUAUGGCCCGCCGUAAGCGCGGUGAGGAGGUCUUCUCGGACGAGGACGAGUAA